GGCUUGACAGCUGCCGCCGUGUCUCCGACAACAGGAAGGAGCACUGACGGCUUGGCACUGAUGCUCUCAUCGCAAAUCUCGCAAGCCUCCACCAUCAACCAUCUGUAUUGUCCAGCCCAGUCCAUCUUCCCCAUACCCCAUCAGAUUCAUCAUGUUCGCUGCCAGGAACGCUUUUGCUCAGGCCCAGCGCCGCGCUUUUUCUGCGUCGGCCCGCCAGUCCUCCAAGGUCACCGUCCUCGGUGCCGCCGGUGGUAUUGGCCAGCCGCUCUCCCUCCUCCUCAAGCUUAACCCUCGCGUUAGCAAGCUCUCCCUCUACGACAUCCGCCUCGCCCCCGGUGUCGCUGCCGACAUUGGCCACAUCAACACCAAGAGCGAGGUCCGCGGCCACGAUGCCACUCCUUCCGGUCUUGCCGAGGCCCUCAAGGGCGCUGAGAUCGUUGUCAUCCCCGCUGGUGUCCCUCGCAAGCCCGGCAUGACCCGUGACGACCUCUUCAACACCAACGCCUCUAUUGUCCGCGACCUCGCCAAGGCCGCCGCUGAGCACGCCCCCGAGGCCAACAUCCUCAUCAUCUCCAACCCGGUCAACUCCACCGUCCCCAUCACCGCCGAGGUCUUCAAGUCCAAGGGCGUCUACAACCCCAAGCGCCUCUUCGGUGUCACCACCCUCGACGUCGUCCGUGCCUCCCGCUUCAUCUCCCAGAUCAAGAACACCGACCCCGCCAGCGAGAACAUCACCGUUGUUGGUGGUCACUCCGGUGCUACCAUCGUUCCCCUCCUCUCACAGUCCGGCUACAACCUGUCUGGUGAGCAGCUCGACAGCUACGUCAACCGCGUCCAGUUCGGUGGUGAUGAGGUCGUCAAGGCCAAGGACGGUGCUGGUUCCGCCACCCUCUCCAUGGCCAUGGCCGGUGCCCGCUUCACCGAGUCGCUCCUCAAGGCUGCCCAGGGCCAGAAGAACGUCAUUGAGCCCACCUUUGUCGACUCUCCUCUCUACAAGGACCAGGGUGUCGAGUACUUCGCCUCCAACGUCGAGCUCGGCCCCAACGGUGUUGAGAAGGUCCACCCAGUCGGCAAGAUCACCGAGUACGAGCAGAAGCUCCUCGAUGCCUGCUUGGCCGACCUCAAGGGCAACAUCAACAAGGGUGUCAAGUUCGCUGCUGAGAACCCGUAAACGCCGUAACAAGUGUUAGAGCAUGAUGAUGAGUUGUGGUGUACACUAGUAAUGAACUUUAUGGGUCACCGGAACUGGACGUGGUUGGGGUUUCAUGUGUUUGCCAUUUCAGCAAUGCAACUGGAGCAGGCCUGUGUAGAUUUUGAUCUGUACCUUAGCACCAAAUACUCCGUUUGAUCUUCCUGAACAUGUUCGAACUUAUCAUCGAGUACUCGAGGGUGGCCAU
Molecule: messenger RNA, 1397 nt
Organism: Macroventuria anomochaeta
Lineage: Eukaryota; Fungi; Ascomycota; Dothideomycetes; Pleosporales; Didymellaceae
Product: malate dehydrogenase
Exons: 5
Coding region: 152-1171 (339 amino acids)
Biological process (GO): tricarboxylic acid cycle; malate metabolic process
Cellular component (GO): mitochondrion; cytoplasm
Molecular function (GO): L-malate dehydrogenase (NAD+) activity
Source: RefSeq, a predicted model, not a curated record